This is a messenger RNA of Mandrillus leucophaeus (drill), 1666 nucleotides long. RefSeq names its product receptor-associated protein of the synapse (gene RAPSN). The transcript has 8 exons. Gene Ontology annotation, biological process: chemical synaptic transmission. NCBI's taxonomy places the organism in Eukaryota, Metazoa, Chordata, Mammalia, Primates, Cercopithecidae. The record is from RefSeq and is a predicted model, not a curated record. Gene Ontology annotation, cellular component: synapse. Bases 217 to 1455 code for a protein of 412 amino acids. Gene Ontology annotation, molecular function: protein-membrane adaptor activity; acetylcholine receptor binding.
CCCAACUGGCAGGGACAGCUGCGGACAGGGACUGAACCAGCCUUGUUCCCAGGGUGGCGCCUGCUCUCCAUCCAGGCCCCACUCCCGCUCCCACCCGAUGCUGCUUUUGUUCCCAGGUUUCAGGGGGCAGCCGGCACUGUGAUUCCUGUGCUAUGAGUGCCUAGAGGCACGGAGCCACGAGGGGUCACCCCACGUGGGGCACAGGGCUUGGGGAGCAUGGGGCAGGACCAGACCAAGCAGCAGAUCGAGAAGGGACUCCAGCUGUAUCAGUCCAACCAGACAGAGAAAGCACUGCAGGUGUGGAUGAAGGUGCUGGAGAAGAGCUCGGACCUCAUGGGGCGCUUCCGCGUGCUGGGCUGCCUGGUCACGGCCCACUCAGAGAUGGGCCGAUACAAGGAGAUGCUGAAGUUCGCUGUGGUCCAGAUCGACACGGCCCGGGAGCUGGAGGAUGCCGACUUCCUCCUGGAGAGCUACCUGAACCUGGCCCGCAGCAACGAGAAGCUGUGCGAGUUUCACAAGACCAUCUCCUACUGCAAGACCUGCCUUGGGCUGCCUGGUACCAGGGCAGGUGCCCAGCUCGGAGGCCAGGUCAGCCUGAGCAUGGGCAAUGCCUUCCUGGGCCUCAGCGUCUUCCAGAAGGCCCUGGAGAGCUUCGAGAAGGCCCUGCGCUACGCCCACAACAACGAUGACGCCAUGCUCGAGUGCCGCGUGUGCUGCAGCCUGGGCAGCUUCUAUGCCCAGGUCAAGGACUAUGAGAAAGCCCUGUUCUUCCCCUGCAAAGCCGCAGAGCUCGUCAACGACUAUGGCAAAGGCUGGAGCCUGAAGUACCGGGCCAUGAGCCAGUACCACAUGGCCGUGGCCUAUCGCCUGCUGGGCCACCUGGGCAGUGCCAUGGAGUGUUGCGAGGAGUCUAUGAAGAUCGCACUGCAGCAUGGGGACCGGCCGCUGCAGGCGCUCUGCCUACUUUGCUUCGCUGACAUCCACCGGAGCCGUGGGGACCUGGAGACAGCCUUCCCCAGGUAUGACUCUGCCAUGAGCAUCAUGACCGAGAUCGGAAACCGCCUGGGGCAAGUGCAGGCGCUGCUGGGUGUGGCCAAGUGCUGGGUAGCCAGAAAGGCGCUGGACAAGGCUCUGGACGUCAUCGAGAGAGCCCAGGAUCUGGCUGAGGAGGUGGGGAACAAGCUGAGCCAGCUCAAGCUGCACUGUCUGAGCGAGAGCAUUUACCGCAGCAAAGGGCUGCAGCGGGAACUGCGGGCGCAUGUCGUGAGGUUCCACGAGUGUGUGGAGGAGACGGAGCUCUACUGCGGCCUGUGUGGCGAGUCCAUAGGCGAGAAGAACAGCCGGCUGCAGGCCCUGCCCUGCUCCCACAUCUUCCACCUCAGGUGCCUGCAAAACAACGGGACCCGGAGCUGUCCCAACUGCCGCCGCUCAUCCAUGAAGCCUGGCUUUGUGUGACUCCCAGCAGCAGGCGUGGGCUUCCUCCUCGCCGCUCCUGCUCCUUCUCCACUGCGCACUGGAGACCCAUUUACUCCUGGGGCAGCUGCCAGCAUGUCCUCACCACAGCCAGGGCCUUGGGACCUGCCCACGGCUGCUCCCCUGUGCCCAGCUCCCCUCCCUGCCUCUUUGUACUUUGCUCUUCAUAGAAAAAUAAACUGUUUGUACCUGG